CUCUCUCGCUCUCUCAAUUAACUCCCACACACUCUGCAAUACCGAUGGCUUCCACCCAUAAAGGAUCUCGAAGGGACGACUUUGGUAUAGGAAUCCCCAAUAAUUCUACCGAUUCUUGGACAUCAGAUGGUUACUCUAACUAUUCUGGGCCCGAUCAAGUUUCCAACGAACUGCCACCCGAUAUCCGUCCUAAGAAAACGGGAUAUGUCAAACGGACACCCUCCUUCCCGGACCCCUAUAUUCAAAACAGGAGGAGGAAACAGCCUGCCAUUGACCUCACCGCUUCAUCUGAGGACUUAGGUCCACCAGAACCUCGCGAUACCAGUAAAUCGCAGUCCAAUCUCCGACAUGGUUUUGGUUCAACGCAAGAUCAAGGAGCUCGUGGCCCUAAACUAUUCAAUUAGAGCAAUUAUUUUAGGCCAGGCAAAGGUGGUCGCACUGGAAAUGAUUGCCUUCAUGCUGAUAUGUACGAUGAAGACCCGCUGGACGAGCCCAUGCUCUACAUUAGUCCUGACAUCUUCCAGGAAAUAACAAUGGCUAACAUGCGAACAAUACAUGAGGAGCUGGCUAAGUGUAACCAGAAGCUGAGUGACAUAUACGAGUGUCUCCCACCAGCGGCAUAUGGGUCUGCAACAGGUACUUCUCAGGCAAAGGGACUGACCGCUAAACAAAUUAAUCUGACACUGCACCAUUCUCCAAGGCUACUCUCCCAUAAUUCAGGUUAGUGUUGCACUUCCAAUCAUGGAAAACCUUGACAAGUACGUUUUUUUUUAAUGCAUACAGGUUAUCCAAAAACAUCGGACUUUUCAUAAUCUGAAUUAGUGCUUAAUGCUUUUGUGUGGUUAAUGCUUUAGACUCAAAUAGGACGACUUUUGUAUGCUUAGCUUCGUACAAUCUUCAUAAUCUUGCAAUCAACAUCUACAUGUCUAGUUGUACAUUUUUGUUUGAUAUAUUUUCACUGUACAAGUUUAAAACUCCUCUCAUUGAUGAUUGUUCGCUAUUGUAUGUCUGCCAGGCAUAUUAAUAGGUGCUUAAAUCUCCUCUUAG
Molecule: messenger RNA, 1047 nt
Organism: Humulus lupulus (European hop)
Lineage: Eukaryota; Viridiplantae; Streptophyta; Magnoliopsida; Rosales; Cannabaceae
Exons: 2
Coding region: 45-404 (119 amino acids)
Source: RefSeq, a predicted model, not a curated record